Callithrix jacchus (white-tufted-ear marmoset) is the source of this 1824-nucleotide messenger RNA. NCBI's taxonomy places the organism in Eukaryota, Metazoa, Chordata, Mammalia, Primates, Cebidae. The record is from RefSeq and is a predicted model, not a curated record.
UAUUUUUAGUAGAGUCGGAUUUCACCGAGUUAACCAGGAUGGUCUAGAUCUCCUGACCUCGUGACCCACAUGCCUCGGCCUCCCAAGAUGCUGGGAUUACAGGCGUGAUCCCCUGAGGCCGGCAUAUUUACUCAAUCUUUAGGGAAAAAAAUGUGACAAACGUGGAAUCAUACAUCAUCUGGCCUUUUGUGUCUUAUGAUAUUUGCUUUUGUAUCUAAAUAUUCAAGCUAAAUAGUAUCUACUUCGUGAGGACAUUGGAAUCACUUGGGAUGGUCCUCAGCACAGAAUUUGCCUUCAAAGAAAAAAAAAAUGUUUGCUUCACUUAAUUUGAUUUAUUCACGGAGGGCGAAAGGACACUGUGCAAGGGUGGGAGGGAGUGUACGCCUGCGCUCUGCGCCUUCUAUGGGGCAGUCAAGGGCUUCUGGCUGACCCGAGCGGAGAUCUCGUGAGACUGUCAGGCGGAUGGCGUCAGUCAGAAUGCUCCUUUUGACAACUACUAAAACCAAGGGACAUUGAGAAUCACUAACAAAGCUCAUCAAAAGGGUGGCAGUGAGCUAACGGUAUGGUGGCUUGCCUUGUAAUCCCAGCACUUUGGGAGGCUGAGGCGGAGUGAUCGCUAGAGGCCAGGAGCUGGAGACCAGUCUGGACAACAUAGCAAGGCCCCCAUCUUUACUAAAAUUAAAUCAGCCAGGUGCGGUGGAGCCCGCCUAUAGUCCCAGCUACUCAGGUGGCUGAGGUAGGAGGAUCACCUGAGCCCCGGAGAAUGCAGUGAGCUAAGAUCGAACCACCUGCACCCCAGCCUGGGCGACAGGGCAAAACCCUGUCUCUUAAAAAGUCCUUUUGGUUGUCAGUCUACAAAGAUCACAGAGCAGGGGUUAGAUAAGCAGCCACCACUCUCAUUCAAAAAUCCUAUUCAUUUAGGACUCUGGAAUUACAGCUCUGAAGGAGCUUCCUGGGCCCCAGACUUGAAGAAUCUCACUAAAGGAUAUCCACAUACUGGCUUGUCUCCCAUCCCACUUAGUCCGGGUCUCAACAAGAAUCGCCUCCCUAGUGCCCGAGCAAUCCCUCAGCGUGGCGGAAACGGAUCUCCCCUCUGGAUGGGGCUAAGCGGCACUGCCAGAAACCCCAAUGAAGGGAACGCCGCGUCUGGGCCGCGGUCCGGGUCCGCCCCCUCCCUGGUGGCCAGGGGCGGCCAGGCUGGCAUUCUCCAGGGCUAUGAGGGGCCUGUGUUCCUAAGAGGGCAGGCAACCCGACGGCCCGGGUGCAGGGGCAGUAGCGGCUCCGUCCUCCCGCGCGCAGGCCGAGCGUCACCCCUGCCGCCCUCGUGUCCCCGGGGCCCGCCUCUCACGCCCGCGUCGGCAGCCAGCGACCAGUUCUGGCUGCUCCUGCGGAUCUCCUCCACCGACCACGGCCGCUCCCACACGGGCUCGGACGCCGGCGCCCGCUCCUGGUCGGGGGUCAGCCGGCUCAUCUGCAGCGAAAAAAAACGAGGAGACAGGCUGAGCCUCAGGGCAGCAGGAACGGCGGCCCCAGCCCAGGCGGUUCCCUUUGCGGCCAAGCCUGCCGCCCUCACCAUCCCAGCCUCCCAAGUCUGGUUGGGAACUCCUGACCUCUGGUUACCCACCCGACUCAGCCUCCAAUUUGGCUAUUUUUUUUUUUUUUUUUUGGUAGCGAUAAAUUCUCACUAUGUUGUCAAGCCGUCCUCCUACCUGCAUCUCACAAAGUGCCGGGAUUACAGUGAUGUCAAAUGCGUGGUUCCCCUCUUCAGUAUAUAAGUUUGAUGUGACUUUUCCUGGAUGCAUCUGCCUAUAAGGAGUCCUGCUC